Dentiscutata erythropus is the source of this 306-nucleotide messenger RNA. Lineage: Eukaryota; Fungi; Glomeromycota; Glomeromycetes; Diversisporales; Gigasporaceae. The record is from the annotation of a GenBank genome assembly.
AUGAACCAAUCUUCAAAUCAAAAUGUUGGUGUUCAGCCGCAAAAUAAUAAUGGGCUACGAAUACUUCAGAAUAUCGGUAGUCCACAAAAUGCUGCUGGCCUACUUCGAAGGGCCCAAAAUAUAGUCAGGCAACCUUUAAGGCCUCAGAACGCUGCAAAUGUAUUCGUCAGUAAUUUAACUGCAGUUCAACAAUACAUUGACCUAGUUGAAGGCAUAGAUUUAUAUGCUAGAUCACAAAAAACGCAAUAUGUAGAAAAUGGAUCAUUGCAGAUUUUCAAUCCAACCUCUGGAAAUUCCUUCCCAUAA